UCCUGUAAAGUGUGACUUUUAGAAUAAUCGGGUUCACAGUAGUAGUAAAUUUUUUUUCGUAGUAAUUAACCCCCCUCCCUUCUUUCAAAACGUAAUUAUUUUAUAUUUAUUUCUUUUUCUCUUCUUUAUUGUAAUUUGUGUUUGCCAAUUAGUUUAUUUUAUUUUUUUUUACAUUAAAGAAAACGAAAAAAAAAGCUGACCUUUGUUUAUUAAUUGAAUCAUUUCUUCCUUCUUCCUUUUUACAUCUAUAUUUUUUUUAUUACUUUCCCCAUGUCUAUUGACAUUAAUGAUAAAAGUGCUUCUAUAAUUGAUGGUGACACUAGCAUGACUGAUGUAGUUUUAGAUAAUUCAAUAAAUGAGCAAGAUUUAGAAAAGCUUAAGUUUGGAAUUAAUUCUAAUAUAGAAUUACAACAUUAUAUGACUGCUAUUACUAAAUGUUCAUUUGAUAAUUUAAACUAUUUUACGCCUUUAUUAAAUACAACAAAUACUGAUAUUUUAAAUAGUAUUGGGAAAUCAAAUGAAUUUGGUAGACUAUUACAACAAACUCUAGUACAAGCCUCUAAUAAUUGGAAUCAAGAUUUAAUCAAAUUAAUCUUAAAGGUCCUAGGAAAUAUUCCAUUUGAUCUUCAAGUGUUACUUAAAAAUACACUGGGAAUUGCAGUAAAGGAUAUAAAGAAUAUGGCAAAUGAAAGAAAUGAUUUGGAAAUACAUAAUACUGCGAUAUCAUUGAUGGAUAAAUGGAAAGAAUUAAAGAAGACGAAUACUACCAACUUGAAUAUGAACGGGAAACGUGAUAAAUUGUCUACUACUGAAGAAAAUAAUGAGUUACCACCAGCUAAAAAAGCAAUUAAAUUAGCUAUUCAAAAGGAACCACCUUCUAAACCAAAAGCAAUUAUAAAUUCAAAUUUCUUUUCAUCCUUGAUAGAACCUAAAAAAUUGACUUCUACUACUGCAUCUUCUUCUACUAAUACUACUACUACUACUACUUCCACUACUUCCACUAUCACUUCCACUAUCACUCCUACUCCACGUCCUAUUUAUUCUGUUGAUCGAAUACUUGAAACUAUUUCUAAAAAUGAUAAAAGUAAUGAAGUAAACACAGAUGUUGACAUGAUAAGUUCUACUACUCCAAUCACUACUAAUACUAAGCCUAAAAAAAGAGUUCAAUUUAAAGAUGAUCUUGUUGAGAUUAGAGAAUUUACAAGUUAUCCUGGUGAACGUACACGAUUUUUUGGUCAAGAAGAAGAAGAAGAAUUUUAUAGUAAAGAACAACAACAAACUCCUCCUCCCUUUUCUUUUAUGCAGAUUGAAUGGUAUUCACCUUUUGAACUCAUAUUGAAUACUGAAAAGAAUUCAAGACUUAUUAUAUCAAAAGAAAUUCAUACGGAAGAAGCAAAUAAACAAGAAAAUCGUGAAAAGACUGAAUUAGCAGCAGUUUAUACAAGCUUACAGCAUAUUCCACCUUCACCUACUGAACCUGAUGAAAUACCUGAUCCUAAUCCAGAUUCUGCAGUCACCACGAUUCCAUUAAAGGAUAUUAGUAAAACGACUGAUUCAACCCGUAUUCAUUCUACAGCAACAGCUUUUAGUCAACCUAUGACUAUUCCUACUCAUACAAUACCUAUAUCAUCGUAUCAUCAUAAUCAAUUUCAACUUUCUUCUUCUUCUGCUGCUGCUGCUGUUAUUCAACAAAAUCCUGUCAACAGUCCUCCUCUUCAACAACCUGAUCUAUCUUCAGGGACAAUAGAAGCUUGGAUCAAAAAUAAUCCAGGAAUUUUAGAAACUUUGAAGCAAAUUUCAUUUUUAGCAGAUGGAGCUAAUAUUGCUAUACCACCAGAACAAACUCCAAUGAAUAAUUAUCAACAGCCUUCUCUUACUUAUCAAUCACCAGCGCCUUCUACUACUACUAUUCAAAAUGUAUGUAAAUGAGGAUAUAGUAGGAUAAAUAAUUAUAUACAAUCAUAAUAUUAUAUAAUACACAUACACACAUAAUAAUAAAAUAUUAUUGAGGGUAGGGUUAGGGUAAGCUCAUCAUUUUUUUUUUUUUUAUUAUUUAUUUAUUUAGGGCUGGAAUCCAUCCAUUAAAAUGACACCUACUAUUCAAAAUGUAAAGUAUAAACACUCAUUUAUAUGCAAAAGAUCUAAUAAAAUGUAUACGUUUUUUUUUCUUUUCUUUUAGGGUUGGAAUAAUCGUGCUAGUCCAAUACCAUCUUCUAUAUCCAAUACCGUUCAAAAUGUAAAAUACAUAUUUAUUAAAAUUGACUUUUAUCCCGUAGCCUUUAAAAAUAAAUUAACCUUUC
Cokeromyces recurvatus is the source of this 2300-nucleotide messenger RNA. RefSeq lists its product as uncharacterized. NCBI's taxonomy places the organism in Eukaryota, Fungi, Mucoromycota, Mucoromycetes, Mucorales, Mucoraceae. The coding region runs from base 271 to 1929 and encodes 552 amino acids. The record is from RefSeq and is a predicted model, not a curated record. The transcript has 10 exons.